UCAGGACAGGGAGGCCCUGCUCGCAGGUCCCGGGGUCCCGGUGGCAGCCGGAGCGCUUGGUCCGCAGGCAGCGGGCGGGUGGGCCCCCCUCCGCCCCCACCCCGCGCGUGCGCGCCCCGGCCCCUCCCUCCCUGCCACCCCCCUCGGCUCCCGCGCGGCGGCGGCGGUUCCUCUCCCCCCUCCCCCCAGCCCUGGCUCCGGGGGACCCCGCGAUGCCGGUCCGCACCGAGUGUCCCCCGCCGGCCGGUGCCUCGGCCGCCUCCGCGGCCUCGCUCAUCCCGCCGCCGCCCAUCAACACCCAGCAGCCCGGCGUGGCCACCAGCCUGCUCUACAGCGGCUCCAAGUUCCGCGGCCACCAGAAGAGCAAGGGGAACUCGUACGACGUAGAGGUGGUGCUGCAGCAUGUGGACACAGGGAACUCUUACCUUUGUGGAUACCUGAAGAUAAAAGGCCUUACUGAGGAGUAUCCAACCCUUACGACCUUUUUUGAAGGAGAAAUAAUCAGCAAAAAACACCCUUUCUUAACGCGGAAGUGGGACGCAGAUGAAGACGUUGAUCGGAAACACUGGGGCAAGUUUCUGGCUUUUUAUCAGUAUGCAAAAUCAUUUAAUUCAGAUGACUUUGAUUAUGAAGAGCUGAAGAAUGGGGAUUAUGUCUUCAUGAGGUGGAAGGAACAGUUCCUGGUCCCAGAUCACACGAUCAAAGACAUCAGCGGUGCCUCCUUUGCUGGGUUCUAUUACAUCUGCUUCCAGAAGUCGGCAGCCUCCAUAGAAGGCUACUAUUACCAUAGGAGUUCAGAAUGGUAUCAGUCCCUCAACCUAACGCAUGUUCCUGAACACAGCGCACCCAUCUAUGAAUUCCGGUGACAGCGGUUCAGAGCAGGAACUAAAUAAAACUGAACUUGGCAAAAAAAAAAAAAAAAAAAAGAACUUUGCCAAGAAAAUUGUGUACCUGCCAGAACCAGGAGAACGUGUGUUCCUGUUUCUUCACGAGCAGAUUCGCAUCAGAAGGCAUGAAUGUUAACCCACAGAAUCCAAGGAGCAUGGCCAACCAGCAGGCAGGCAGAGGGAAUGUUCUCUGUUCUUCCUCCCUCUCUGAGGCAGUUUGGUCUUAAUCUGUUUUUAAGCUACCUUAAAUGCACUUUUCCUUGCUGCACAGCUAACUUCUGUAUCACCGAAAGGCCCAUUCCUCCCUCCAUCCCCACCUCCAACCAAGUAGAAGGUCAGCGCCCCCCAGUCACCCUCAGCCUUGGUGCUCAGUGGUCUCUGCCCAGGCCCCAGCCCUGCGCGCUGCCCCUCUUCCCCACCCCCAGUUGCUUAGUCUGGUAGCUCAAGAGAAGGCAGAGCCCCAGCACACGUGUGCCCCCCCUGCCCUGAGCUCUGUGCAGGGAAUCGGGGCGCUGCAGCAGCAUCCGCCAAUGAAACGGGAGGCAGAGGCUGCUUCACGGGGUCACCUGGCGCUGCCCAGCCCUGCCGCGUUAGUCAGUGGCUGGCAGGUUUCCCCUGGGCCCACCAUCGGGGAUCACUGAAUUUAAGGCUUCCGGAUCCCUGGCAGGAACAGAUUCCAAUCCUGCUUUACUCAGCACGUUUGCUCCAAACUUUUUGAACUUGAGGGCAAUACUAAACU
This is a messenger RNA of Neomonachus schauinslandi (Hawaiian monk seal), 1626 nucleotides long. RefSeq names its product GID complex subunit 4 homolog (gene GID4). Gene Ontology annotation, cellular component: extrinsic component of membrane; GID complex. The coding region runs from base 213 to 866 and encodes 217 amino acids. The transcript has 6 exons. The record is from RefSeq and is a predicted model, not a curated record. NCBI's taxonomy places the organism in Eukaryota, Metazoa, Chordata, Mammalia, Carnivora, Phocidae. Gene Ontology annotation, biological process: negative regulation of gluconeogenesis; protein targeting to vacuole; proteasome-mediated ubiquitin-dependent protein catabolic process.